GAUGAGGAUCUCAAUCUAAAAGAAGAUGUUGCUUUAUCGUCGCGAGUAUGUCCCGGUCACGAGAGGGCGCUGCCAAUUGACAGAACCAUCAUGGACCUGGAUAUUCGAGAAGAAGGUAUUGCCACCUUGCUGUGCUACAUGGAGCUGGUGCCUGAGAACUGGCUGGAGAACCUGCAGCCGGUGUAUGCCACCUGUAAGGUUCUGUGUUAUGGAGGACCACCACAGCUACAGGCGGUGUCCAAGAAGUGUCCCCCAGUUGCGGUAGCUAUUGCUAGACAGAAGAUGGAGGGCAAGUCCUUCUCUAAUGCCAACAGCGUCGAAUUCCCCAUUGUUGAGGUCAGUGACACCAUGGGAUGGGACUCAGGACCGGUCAAGAGAGAGGUCAAGCUGUUGCAGUGGAACUGGGCUGGACAAGGGUCUCAGAUAACAUCUAAGUCUGGCGUGCUGGUGGAGUUCUCAGAGCUGGCGUUCCACUUGCGUUCCCCUGGUGAUCUGAAUCAGGAGGAAAUGGAUAAUAUUGUGGACUUUUUACACAAGAGAGUUACACGUCAAGAAGGGACAGAACUCUACCAGCUCGAUCUACUCUACAACUCACUAAAAAGCUGUGCGCACAAGAGCUACUGGAUGUGUGCGGAUGAGGCCAAUAUGAACAAGAGUGACAAGCUCAGACAGUUGAUGGAGAACUUCUUCGAGGAUAAGAAGUCAGCACUGGAGAGGAUGGACGAAGAGGAAUCCGAGUCUGACCAGAUCCCGUCAGCCCGAGACCUAGAUCAGGUGAUCAUAGAUGUCCGACAAUUCAUCACCUUGUAUGGACAGGAGCACAGCCUCACAGGCAGAUCUAUAGCGCGUGUGUUUCAUGGUAUUGGCAGCCCAUGCUUUCCAAUUGCUACCUGGUGCCGUGUAAGAAGGUUCUGGCGGAGUCAUCUGCAUGUCAACUUCAAUGUGUGUCUGAAAGCAGCAACCAGGGAACUUGUCAGGUUCAGAUCAUAACUGUUGUAUAUUCAGGAGGAGUGAUCUUUGUGUCAACUGCAGCAUGUCCUGAAGCAGGGACCUGGGAACUUGUCACGUUCAGAUCAUAACUGUUGGAUGUUAAGGAGAAGUGAUCUUUGUGUCAACUGCAGCAUGUCCUGAAGCAGCAACCAGGGAACUUGUCAGGUUCAGAUCAUAACUGUUGGAUGUUCAGGAGGAGUGAUCUUUGUGUCAACUGCAGCAUGUCCUGAAGCAGGGACCAGGGAACUUGUCACGUUCAGAUCAUAACUGUUGGACGUUCAGGAGGAGUGAUCUUUGUGUCAACUGCAGCAUGUCCUGAAGCAGGGACCAGGGAACUUGUCAUGUUCAGAUCAUAACUGUUGGACGUUCAGGAGGAGUGAUCUUUGUGUCAACUGCAGCAUGUCCUGAAGCAGGGACCAGGGAACUUGUCAUGUUCAGAUCAUAACUGUUGGACGUUCAGGAGAAGUGAUCUUUGUGUCAACUGCAGCAUGUCCUGAAGCAGGGACCUGGGAACUUGUCACGUUCAGAUCAUAACUGUUGG
Haliotis rubra (blacklip abalone) is the source of this 1531-nucleotide messenger RNA. RefSeq names its product ATP-dependent DNA helicase Q4-like. NCBI's taxonomy places the organism in Eukaryota, Metazoa, Mollusca, Gastropoda, Lepetellida, Haliotidae. The record is from RefSeq and is a predicted model, not a curated record. The coding region runs from base 91 to 990 and encodes 299 amino acids. The transcript has 6 exons.